Messenger RNA from Leptopilina heterotoma, 1844 nucleotides. Its product is annotated as esterase FE4-like. The transcript is spliced from 7 exons. Lineage: Eukaryota; Metazoa; Arthropoda; Insecta; Hymenoptera; Figitidae. The record is from RefSeq and is a predicted model, not a curated record. The coding region runs from base 235 to 1677 and encodes 480 amino acids.
CAGGGAAAUUUCUACAUUGGAAGUGGUAUUUUUUUUUGUCUUUUCGUCUUUUGGUUUUGAAAGAACGCUAUUUUAUGCAGUAAAAAUAGAAAAAAGUGCGGAAAAGUAUACUUUUUUGUAUAGUGUAUCCUUGUAGAGUCGAUUAUGUAUUUUUAAUUUUUUUUUCGUUUAAUUAUCAAGAAGAAAGAUUAAAUAUAUUUAUAGCAAGCAGAGCCAGUAAAACCGUGGACGGAAAUGUUUGAUGCUUCCGUUGAAGGCCCAGCUUGUCCUCAACCUAAUAACUCGCAUACUUCUGAGGAUUGUUUGCGCUUAAAUGUCUAUACAAAUCAGGUGCCAACAAAAUUUAAUUUAGUGCGGAAUCCAGUAAUAGUUUACUUUCAUCCCGGUGCCUUUUAUGUUCGAUCUGGUCGAAGUAAUUUACAAGGACCGCAAUAUCUAUUAGACAAAGAAGUUGUUUUGGUCACUGUAAAUUAUCGUCUGGCUUCUUUAGGUUUCAUGAGCACCGGCGAUUCUUUAAUGCCGGGAAAUCUCGGUCUUAAGGAUCAAGUGGCAGCAUUGCGUUGGGUUAAAAAUAAUAUCGCUGCUUUUGGAGGUAAUCCUGAUUGCGUGACAAUAACCGGAUAUAGUGCUGGUGGUUGGAGUGUAACAUUACAUUUGGUGUCACCAAUGUCAAGGGGAUUAUUUCACAAGGCAAUUGCAAUGAGUGGUUCUGCCGUUUUUCAGAAACCAUUUCCCAAACAUCAGAAGAAUUUGGCAAUAAAGCAGGCUCAAAUUUUAAAUUGCCCCACUGAUAAUACACAAAAUAUGCUCAAUUGUUUGAAGCAAAAAUCAGCGAACGAAAUUGCUAAUACUUUGGAAAAAUUCUCUGAAUGGAAUGGGAAUCCAAUUUGGGUUUGGACUCCAGUAAUUGAGCCAGUUGUUCCUGGUGUCGAAAGAUUCCUCCCCGAUGAUCCGGCUAAAUUAAUAAGGGAAGGAAAAUUCGAGCAAGUUCCUCUUAUUGCUGGUGUUACUAAAGAUGAAUUCGGUGGUAUUGUUGUAUUGGCGAGAGAGGAAGCUAAGAAAGGAAACUUGUCUGCAAUUAACGAUUGGAAUACAAAAUGGGAGGAAAUAGCACCUAUUAUAUUUGUUUACGAAAGAAAUACUGCUAGAUCUCGACGAAUUAGCAGAGAAUUAAACUCAUUUUACAAUCAUGAUGAGCCAAUUACUGUCGAUCAUCUUCAAGGCAUUUCAGGACUUUAUCGUGAUUCCAUCAUUUCCUAUUCAGUUCAUCGUCUUGUCAAUUUAGUGGCAGCCUCAUCGUGUGCACCUGUUUAUUAUUAUCAUUUCACAUAUCAAGGCAGAUUUAGUCACUAUUUGGAUCCUGAAACAAACAAACCGAUUGGUGUUUCACAUCAUGAUGAUCUGAUGUAUAUUUUCUACAUCGAACAAUUUCCAUUUUUCAAAAGAGUCGAUCCAGAAACACGAACAGUAGAACGAAUGACAGCCAUUUGGGAGAAUUUUGCAACAACUGGAGUACCAAUUGCCAAAAAUGACCAACUUUUUGAAAAUGUUACUUGGAAGAAAUUCACUCCUGAGCGUAAACGUCAUUUGGAAAUUGGCGAUCAUCUUACAAUGAGAAAUGGACUUAUUAAUCCUGAAGAAAUGAAAUUGUGGGACAGAUUAUUCCCUUUGCCAUAAAUUGAAUAAUAACAAUUUUUUUAUUUUGUGAUUUUUACUAUAUUUUACAAUAUUUUCACUACGUAUGAGAAUGAAGAAGUUUUCUUUAUUCUCUGCUUAAUUUAUCAAAAAAACUAAAAAGUAUGAAUUUUUUCCCCUUUUAACAUAAAAAGAAAUUCCAAAGUUCG